This is a messenger RNA of Episyrphus balteatus (marmalade hoverfly), 863 nucleotides long. RefSeq names its product delta-like protein C. The record is from RefSeq and is a predicted model, not a curated record. Bases 1 to 774 code for a protein of 257 amino acids. The transcript is spliced from 2 exons. NCBI's taxonomy places the organism in Eukaryota, Metazoa, Arthropoda, Insecta, Diptera, Syrphidae.
AUGAUUUCAAAGAUUAUAAUUGCCGCAGGACUUAUCACAGUGGUGCAAGGAACCCUUUUUCUUUGCGGUCCCAACGAGAUUUGGUCACUUUUUCCCAAAUGUAGUGACAAAUGUUCAGAUUUGGGUAAACCCUGUUUACCUAGAACUUUAACAAGUUUUCGCUGUGUUUGUAGACCGGGUUUCAAACGAUCUGAUAUUACCAAUAAAUGCAUCCGUAAAGAAGACUGUUGCAAGAAUGGCGAAAUAUACAGCGAAGAUCGAACAGACAGAACCUGUAAAGACGUUAUCAGUAGAACUCUUUUCCCGCCAAUCAAAGAAGGAAAAUGUGUUUGUGUGGUGGGUAAGGUGAGGAUUAAUGGUGAUUGUGUUGAUGAAAGUGAAUGCUACCCCAAGUGUAGUGGUCCAUUUGAAAUUUAUAAAAAAGAAGGUUGUGACCAAAAAUGCAACCUCGACGGAAGCGGUCCUACUGAAAGUGGUUCAAUGGGUCCUGGAUGCUAUUGCCAAGCUGGUAAAAAAAGAAACGAAAGAGAUAACAAAUGUGUGGACCCUAGCAAUUGCGAAUGUAUUGGGGAUAAUGAAUGUUUUACAGCCAGUGGUGGUUGUGAGAAGAAAUGCAAUGAAACUAAAUGUUUAGCAACAACACGUAAAUGCCUUUGUAGUCCAGGAUAUUAUAGAAAAUAUGAAAAUGGUAAAAAAGGUAAAUGCGUUAAGUCUGCUGAUUGCAAGAAACCUUGUAUGACAUGUGGCACAAAGGAUGAAGUAGUUGAAGAGUAGAACGCAAUAAUCAAAAAUGUUCAUUUACUUAGAAAAAAAAAAAAAAAAUGUUUAACUUAAUUUAUUUAUCUUCCAAAAUAAUACCUACU